Phycodurus eques (leafy seadragon) is the source of this 2645-nucleotide messenger RNA. It is a transcript of the gene cfap52, whose product is annotated as cilia and flagella associated protein 52. The transcript has 15 exons. The record is from RefSeq and is a predicted model, not a curated record. Gene Ontology annotation, molecular function: protein binding. Bases 1 to 1923 code for a protein of 640 amino acids. Lineage: Eukaryota; Metazoa; Chordata; Actinopteri; Syngnathiformes; Syngnathidae. Gene Ontology annotation, biological process: cilium assembly.
AUGGGGGCUGGACUAGCAGGGCGCCCGUUGCUCGGCAACGUUUUCAUUGUACAGUGGAUUUUGGACAAGAUGGAACCCAAAAAUGUUGCGCAGCUUGAACUGGCGGCGGUUUCCGGCUUCAACGGACAAAUACAUUUUGGCAUGAGACUUCAUCCGGACAAAGAGCACCUCAUCUACCCUCUGGGAUGCACCGUAGUCCUGAGACGGAUCAAAGACGCCAAGAGGGUCUUCCUGCACGGUCACACCAGCGAUGUAUCCUGCGUCUCCAUGUCCAAAAGUGGGGUGUAUAUUGCCUCUGGACAAAUCAAUUACAAUGACUUUGAGGCCGAGAUAAUCGUCUGGGACUACGCGGAGCGAUGCCUGUACACUAAGUUUGUAAUCCACGAAUCCAAGGUGGAGGCGUUGGCCUUUUCUCCCAAUGACAAGUAUCUGGUGUCCCUCGGGGGUCAAGAUGAUGGAAGAAUACUCUUGUGGAACCUUACGACCAAGCAGGCCAUCUGCUCGGCUCCAGCUUUACCUUUGAGUUUGUGUCACCGCCUCACCGUCAAGUACUCAAACACCAACGACAACAUAUUCGUCUCUGCCGGCAGGGCAACAUUGCAGCUCUGGGAGCUGGACGAAUUCAACAAGAUUAAGCCUACAGACUGUAAGAUGCGCAAGAUGAAGAGGAUGGUGAAAUGCAUCGAGUUCGCACCGGACGAUGAGUUCAUUUUCUGCGGCACUUCUAGUGGAGACAUCUUGAAAAUCAACACCAAGACAAUGACUCUGAACGACUACGGUCCCGUGAAAACUAAACACAGCCUGGGGGUCAAUGUACUAAAGGUGUUAAGUACGGGUGAACUACUUGUUGGGUCCGGAUUUGGCACCUUGACACUGUGCUCCACGACCACCUUCAAAGCUCUCAGACACGUGCAGAUGAACAACGGGGUGACCUCCAUCGCUCUCAAAGACGACGGCCGCCACUUUUUCGCCGGCACGGACGCGUCCGAGAUCUACUGGCUGGAUCUGAAGGACUUCAAAGCCGAGCUCGUAUCCACCAGUCACCACGGCGCCGUCACGGACGUCUCCAUCGCUUUCGGCUCCUCAGAGUUGUUUGUCACCGGGUCAGAGGAGGACAUCAGGGUGUGGCACAUCGACAAGUCCAAAGAGCUGCUGAGGAUCCCGGAACCUUGCCUUACCUGUCACUCUGUAUACCUGAUGGUUGACGGACACAGCAUCAUCACGGGGUGGAACGACGGGAAGAUUCGCGUUUUCGCCCCGCAGAGCGGCCGCCUCAUGCUAAUCAUUCACAACGCGCACCAGAACGGCGUGUCGGCCAUCAAGGGGUCCACGGACUGCAAGAAGAUCGUCAGCGGGGGGCAAGAGGGAACGGUUUGCGUUUGGGAGCUGCUGAAGCAGGGCCACCGACGGCUUGCGUUCUUGACGGAGCACAAAGCCACUGUCAAGUGUGUCCAGAUCAAGAGCGAUGACAAGGAGAGCGUCACUGCCAGCAUGGAUGGAACCUGCAUCAUCUGGGACAUUGUGAAAUUUGUGCGGAUUCGGAAGAUAAUUACCAAAAACUCGUCAUUCAAGACCGUGUGCUACCACCCUGAAGAACACCAGAUUGUCACCAGCGGCACUGACAGGAAGAUCGUCUACUGGGACGUGCACGACGGGACAGCGAUCAGAGAGCUGCAGGGCACGCAGACGUCGGCCAUCAACUGCAUGCACGUCUCCCACGACGGCAGAUUCUUUGUGACAGGCGGCGAUGACAAGCUGGUGAGGGUGUGGGACUACAUGAACGGGACGAUCACCCAUGUCGGAAAAGCUCACGGCGGAGGAAUCACCAGCGUGGAGAUCUGCUGCAACAACAGGACCCUCAUCAGCACCAGCUUGGACGGAGCCAUCAUGCGCUGGAGGUUCCCUCACCCGAUCUUGGAGUGAUUGAGUGUGUCGGGUCAGACGAGCAACACUCGCUACACUGCCCUGAGGCGUUAUUGUAUACAUAAGUCACCGAGAACUAGAAUGGACUAACUCCAGGGUCUACUUCCAAGCAUGUCACCUGGUGUGGUUUUUUUUUUGUUUUUUUGUUUUUUUAAAAUCGCUGUAACGGGUACGCUUGCACUGACCAUCCGAGCGCUACGUCGUAAUAAUUUCAAUGAGAACAAUUUCUCCCUGGAGGAGAUCAAUAAAGUAACCCUGAACCUGAAUUUCCGGUUUUGUGGUUAUCACAAAUUUUGGUUAUUUUUCUUUUCCCAUCACAUUGCUUUAUUUCUCCUGAUACCAAACAAGCUUUGAAACUGUUUACGCUUUAACUUGCAUCAACGUCCACAGAAAUAAUAUUAUUUUUCUUUACAGAUAUUAAAAAGAGUGCUUCGUGUUGGAAAAAUGUCCCUUCUGUCAAAAUGUGUAUACUUCAAAUGUUCAACAAUAUAACAUAAUAAGCCAUCAAACUGUGUGGCUCAGCUGGUCCAUAUGUCUGCUGUCCCUCCACCUGUCUCAAGAUUCUUAUUUCUCAUGCAGAGCUGUACAGGUGAUCUAAAGCGACCUUGACAAAAUAUUUGCAACGUGUGAACAAAAGUUUCCAACAUGUCGCUAAAUGACUGCUUCGGAUCCUUUCCAAUGUGAAAACGUUUCCGCUCACAUUGCUUGUUUGAUGGAAAUAA